AUGGACGAUGCUUUGAUAGAUGCAUAUUUGCAUCAACAAGCAAUGGGGAACCGAGUUGGAGGAACUUUCACUACACAUGCAUUGGAUAAUAUAGUGAAUGAGAUGAAGGGUAAAUUUCCCGAUAAACCAAUAGACAAAGAAAAAUUGCAAAAUUGCAUGAAAAAUAUAAAAAGACCAUUUAAACGAUGCUAUGACAUUUUCAAAAAUGGAAUGAGCGGAUUUGCUUGGAGUCCAACAACGGAAAUGUGGAAUGCCGAGCCGGAGGUGUGGCAACACCUAAUUGAGGUUAAACCAGAAGCCUCUGAAUGGAUGAACAAGAGUAUUAGGAAUUAUGAAAAAUUAGUUCAACUUUAUGGCCAAGAUAGGGCAACUGGACAACAUGCCGAGACCGCGUCAGAGAUGAGAAGAAGAACACUUCAAAAUUCGGGAAAUACAUCACGUAGCCCUUAUUCGGUGGACACAAUCAAUGAUAUUGACUUUAUGGUUUCCCAAAAUGAAGCAAAUUUGGAGAAAUUGUGCGAGAAUGAAAAUAUACCUUCACAUGAUAAUGAAGUUGAAGAUGAAGCUUCACCACUAGAUCAACCAUCACAAUUUGAGACUCCAAGUUCUUCUAGGUCCAAAAGAGUUAGAAGAAAUGACAAUCAUGAAGAUGCAGACAUGUCCAUAGCUAUUGCGUCAAUAGCUAGUGCUCUCGUUCAAUCAACUAAGACAAUGGAGAAAACAAACACAACAAUAGAAAGAUCCACAAAUGUGCUAGAACAAUGUGUUGCAAAUCGGGAUCCACUUAAAGAUUUUGAUGUAUGGGAUAUGGUUACAAACAUAGGAAUACCACACUUUCUCCAUACCAAAGCAUAUGUGUUCCUUGUCAAUGACCCAAAAUUGUUAGAAAGUGUGAUUAGAUGCCCGGAAUCGCAUCGCAAAUCGGUGUUGUUGGAGUUAAUGGGUCAUCAUCAUGGAUCACAAGACUGA
Dioscorea cayenensis subsp. rotundata (Guinea yam) is the source of this 969-nucleotide messenger RNA. RefSeq lists its product as uncharacterized. The transcript has 2 exons. The coding region runs from base 1 to 969 and encodes 322 amino acids. NCBI's taxonomy places the organism in Eukaryota, Viridiplantae, Streptophyta, Magnoliopsida, Dioscoreales, Dioscoreaceae. The record is from RefSeq and is a predicted model, not a curated record.